This is a messenger RNA of Nannospalax galili (Upper Galilee mountains blind mole rat), 1485 nucleotides long. It is a transcript of the gene Ccdc160, whose product is annotated as coiled-coil domain containing 160. The coding region runs from base 169 to 1143 and encodes 324 amino acids. The transcript has 3 exons. Lineage: Eukaryota; Metazoa; Chordata; Mammalia; Rodentia; Spalacidae. The record is from RefSeq and is a predicted model, not a curated record.
CUGAACAAGGGGCUGCCGCCUGCCUGUGGUGGCCGGCUUCAGGGAAGAGUGGACAGGGCUCUCUGGACCGCACCCGCGCUUCCAGUUCAAGCUGGAGGAGACCAGUGUACAAUAUCCAGUAUAAGACCUUGGAUCUCAGGAAGGAAAGUAGAAGAAGUAUCCAAAGAAAUGGACGCUAGAAAAAAGCACUGGAAGCAGAACAAGCUGGCUCCUUGCUACAGUGAGCACAAUGUUCUAGAAGAGACUUCUCAGCUUCAGGUUUCUUCUGAACAAAUAUCUAUAGACAAGACCAAGAGAAUAGGAAGAAUUGACAAUUUUUCCAGUAGAAAGUUUCAGGAAGGAAAUAAAUUUAAGAGGAAAGAAUAUUCUUCCCAGUUAGAUGAAAAAGGACAAGGCCCAAAUUUAAAAGACGGAAGGCUAAACAUGUCAAAGAAUGUAGCAGACACAAAUUCUGCUUUCUGUAAAUCUUCUAAGAUAGAUGUUACAGCCAAAGAAAGCUUCCACAGAACAGAAGGUCCCUCUACCUGGAGUAAAAAGGAAUUACCCACCCCACCAUGGCAAGGCAUGAGGAAGAAAUGGACCGAAGAAAUAUCUCCAAAACUCCGCCUGCACCUUUUAAAUGAAGAACUGGAAGAACUUAAUAUGAAAUGCAGAGAGAUAGAAAAGGAAUUUGAAAAUGCUGAAAGAGAACUUUUGAACUCCAGAAGAGAAACCUCAACAAAAUCUGUCAAUUUUCAAGAAACAAGGACAGAUACUUCAAAGAAUGACUGGGAACUUCAAGCUUUAAAAAAUGACCUCUCUGAAAAAGCAACAAAUGUAAAAAACUUAACCGAAGAGCUCCAGGAAGCUAAAGAAAUCAUGUACAAGUUGAAUCUGGAGAACAGAAACUUGAAAGACGCGCUUAGGAAGUUGAAGCGUCAAACUGAAGUUGGAAACGCACUCCUCAAAGAAGAAAUGAAGUUAUAUUAUGAGUUGGAAAUGGAAAAGAUCCGCGUGGAGCUGGAUGCCAUCAAGUAUGAGCUGAGAGUUGAGAAGACCCUGCAAGCAAGAAACAGCAGAGCCCUGGAGCUGCUUAGAAGACAUUUUGCUUCCAUGGUGAGGUCAUCAAGUACCUUUGACCACUUUCAUGGGGAUAUUUUUUAAACUUAAAAAUGCCUUUCACUCAGCAAAUCAUUGAGCCAAAUCAAUGCCUAUUGUACUAUCUUUGUGCACUACUAAAACGUAUGCAAUUUCUUGUCAUUUACACUUGAGGUGAAUCAGAAUAUGUACAAAUUGUGUAGAUAUUAACUUCAAAGCAUCUGCUUUCUCUUUCUAAUGAAGUCAUUGGGAUAAUCCAAAUGUAAACAUCUGAAAUCUCUUUUAUAGGUACAUAAUAUAUGUAUGUAUAGUUCACAAAAAAUUCCAUGUGAUUCAACACAUCAUGGAUGAAUACAACCCAAGAGCAUUGUGUGAUCUUGUGAACAACAUGUCCUUGGUACAUCAGUG